Cherax quadricarinatus is the source of this 2143-nucleotide messenger RNA. NCBI's taxonomy places the organism in Eukaryota, Metazoa, Arthropoda, Malacostraca, Decapoda, Parastacidae. The record is from RefSeq and is a predicted model, not a curated record.
AAAACGUCGUCGUAAGCUUCUCUCUUCUAUGUGCGGGUUAUUUGUGUAUCGUUCCAGUCAUGGUAUUGUGCCUUUUUUUGUUAUUUAUGUUGGGUUGUGUGUGGCAGGCAGUAACAGCCAGAUUAAUCAGGCCCUGAUCCACCAUGAGGCCUGUUCAAGGACCACCCUCCAGGUAGACAGCUCAACAUGGUCAGCGUUUUGUCGUUAUCUGACAAGAUCAUCUCAAAGUGUCAGUUUGCAAGAUGUGAUUUGGAACUUGUGAUUACUCCUCUAGGACUCUGCCUACGAUGGUUAUCCAAUGAAGAUAGCAAGAAUAAUGGAAAAUCCUUGGAUGCUGCUAUUGUGACAAAAAUGAAGAUUUAUGGCAAAUUGUAUCCUGUUUGCAUGAACUUAGUGACUGAGGUAGCAGUGUUUGGUAAAGCAGUGAGUAAUGGAAGCAGUGACUCUUGUGGACAGACACCUUCCACAGCGUUAAUAGUCUGUGCCUCUGGAUCAGUUAAGGCAGCCCACUCAAAACUACCCGGCUUCCUGGUCACCCUUUGUCAUGUAGCUCAGCCUGUAGUCUGGACUGGAAUUAUGGAAGUUGGUGAUACAUCCGUUAUUGUGGUUGUUGGCAAGAAUGCAAUUAUGGCCAUUGGAAAACCAGUACCAUCAUCAGUAUUACACACUUCCACUACAAGAGAUGAAAACUAUGGUAAAGGCAACUUACAUUGGUCUACAAGAACUCUUACAACAGCUGCAGUAACAUGUUAUGGUCAGAAGAAUGCUCUUGUUUUUUCUGAUGGUGUUUCAUGCUGGCUGUGUCGUAUUACUGCUGUAGGCGGUGAUGAAAUGGAAGUGGAGUGCCAUGAGUUAUCAUAUAAUGGAGUUAUGCAAAUUACUUGUAAAAACAUGGACUGUAUUGAAAUGUUAACAUGUGAUGGACGAAAAUAUCAGUGUUGCUGGAAAGUUCUGACUGAAAAUAAUAAAAGUGAGAAUAAGGUAUGCUCCAACUUGAUGAGCAGUGAACUGCCUAACACAGUGGAGGGGAUGAUGACUGGCAUCCAGCAGUGCUCACAACUCAUGUAUGAUGAAGGUAAAAGCAUCUGUUCCUUGGAUAUCUAUCUUAGACAGUUGAGCCUGGCACACAGACUUUUAACAGAACCACGCCUCCCCCUAUUUUCAACAAGUGUCAGAGUGGAACACAGCAUUAUGCAAAGCAGUUCUUACUUUGCACACAUACAGUUCAGUAAACCAAAAGCCAACAUUAAUUUAGAGGGAAAAUGGUGGAGACUUUGUAUAGUUGUUCCUGGGUAUAAUGGUGAUUAUUUUAUUAGUGCAAAGCUUGAUAGUAAAUGUUUUGCAACUGGUAUGGGUAUGUCUGUACCUAUACCAGCACUCAAUCUUAAAAAUAGCCUAAAUAGCAUAACUAUUAAAUGUUACUUGGUAUUAGAGCACUUCUCAUCAUUUCAGCCAGUGUGUCAAGUCUUUGCAUGUCAAGCAGAAGUUGACAUUUUUCAUUUCCUCACUUGUCAGCGUAAGUUAAGUACUACAAGUCUUUCUUUUCAAACAUCUGGCAUUAGUUUAUAUAAGACAUUUGAAGAGCAAGCCUUUGGAAAUUACAAAUCUAAUAUUAAUCAAAAUCCAGUUCCUUUUUGCAAGGUUUGCACAUCAUACAUAACUCAUGAAACAGUUACAUCUUUAUUUGAAUCUUUAUUUGGUCUCAUUCCACCAUUAAAUCUUGAACAGAAAAACAGUGAGAAAAAUAUUCUUCAUGUUUCCCUGUGGUAUCAUGAUGACCGCAUUGAUAUUCAUUGCUCCAUCAAAGAUGACAGAACAUUACUUAUCUUUGAGGGUCCAAAUCCAUCAGUGGUGCUGUCAUUAAGAGCAGCCAUAGAGAGGAGGGUAAUGGAUCUUGGACUACCCUCCAGAUCAGUGACUCUCACUCCAGAAGUCCUGAGACAAGCUCAUCUUGUCCAUAGGAUAUCAAAUUUUGAAGCCAAUUCUUGUACAACACCAGCAUUUGUUAGCCACUUUCAUCAUGCUGUUACACAGUUAAUAUCACUCUUGCCCCUAUAACCAUUUUAAAAUUAUUUUUAAUUGUCUAAUAAGCAACUAAUAACUUUUAUAAUGUGAGAAAAAUAAAAUGUGAACUACCAUCUGA